Hymenoscyphus albidus is the source of this 1324-nucleotide messenger RNA. NCBI's taxonomy places the organism in Eukaryota, Fungi, Ascomycota, Leotiomycetes, Helotiales, Helotiaceae. The record is from the annotation of a GenBank genome assembly.
AUUCACCCCAGCCCCACAAGACCACGACCACGACCACGAGAGCACACGUAACUCUACCAUACCAUACUCAGAAUCGCCGACACAACUUGAUCUGGCAGCCUAACACUUCGUUCACAACUGUCAUGGUCACGUCAAGAUAACCCGCCUCGUCAACACCUCCGACCGCCUCUUCAUCUCAAAGACCUUUGCGAACAUUCAAUACCAGACAUGGAGAAAUACUCUCAGUAUCGAGAUCGAGGUUGGCACAUCCCACCACCUUAAGCGCGAACCCGUCUUUGAAGAACCAAAAACAGCACAAGCAUUUGAGAAACCAACUAACGCACCAAGCGCAGGAUCCGGCAUCGCGCCAUUCUUCCCCGUCUCCUCCCAACCUGCGGGAAUCUAUCUGCCAGGUCGCAUCUUCCUAUUUGUCAUAAAACUGGUCUUCCUCCUCGCAGCCUCGACCACAUAUUUCUUCGUACUACAAUGGUUUCCUCUCCCCUCUUUGGUCAAGAAGGCGAUGUUAUGGACGAUAUUGGGAAUACCAGGUGUCUGGUGGAUUGAUCUUCAAAUUGACGGAGUCAGAAAAGGAUCUCUUGCAAAGAAGCAUACAGGUCGGGUACCUGAACCCGGCGAUAUCAUCGCCUCCUCUUUCACAUCACCACUCGAUUCCUUAUACUUAGCCGCCAUAUUCGAUCCCAUAUUCACAAUAUCAUAUCCCCACACAAGACAGGUCCAGUACAUUUCUCUCUUUGGAGCGAUUUUCCGCGCUCUUUCGAGUCCGCGGGAAUACCCUCCAAAUGGAGCAAAGAUGACGGAUUUACAUACAUUGGUUGCCGAACAUCCCACCAGAGUCAUUGUCGUUUUCCCGGAAUGCACAACGACGAAUGGAGGAGGCAUUAUGCCAUUCAGCCCAAGUCUUUUGAGUACACCGACUAAGACUAAAAUAUUCCCCAUUAGUCUACGUUAUACCCCACCGGAUGUCACGACGCCAGUUCCAGGACAAUAUUGGUCCUUCUGUUGGAACCUCCUCUCACAACCUACGCACCUCAUCCGUGUGCGAAUCGCAGAAGUAGUGUACAAUACUUCUAAACCUCCGCCUACUGAAAAGAAAGAUCGUUAUCUCUCCAAUUUUCUAGAUACCUUGGGGGAAGAACCAACCACGACGAGUAGUUCGGAUACCCUGACGAGUUUGGGGGAUCAAUCGAAUGAACUCAGUGAUCAGGAACAGAGGGUCCUUGAUAAAGUGGGCGAGGCCUUGGCGAGGUUGGGAAGGGUAAAGAGGGUGGGUUUGACGGUCAAGGACAAGAUCGCUUUUGUGGAUGCUUGGUCGAAGAGGAAAUAG